Molecule: messenger RNA, 222 nt
Organism: Sungouiella intermedia
Lineage: Eukaryota; Fungi; Ascomycota; Pichiomycetes; Serinales; Metschnikowiaceae
Source: the annotation of a GenBank genome assembly
AUGAUCGAGGUAUUGGCAAAUGAUCGUGUAGGCAAGAAAAUCAAGGUUAAGUGCUUGCCCUCUGACACCAUCGGUGACUUAAAGAAGAUGAUCUCACUUCAGGUAGGCACGCCUUACGACAAGUUGAUCUUGAAGAAGGGCCAUCAAGUAUACAAGGAUCAUAUCUCAUUGGACGACUACGAGGUUCACAACGGCUUUAACUUCGAGCUUUAUUACGGGUGA